AUGAAGGAACAGCCAGCAUUAUACAACUUGAACUACGAAGAAAUGUGCAGAAAGGAUAGUCUCCUGAACGAGGAAAAUCAUGAUAAACCUGGCAUUAAACUACACUCUGACGCGAAUGGAGUAGAAAUGAGCAGAAAUGAUGAAGUUAUGAAAGAGAAAUCUACAAAUGAUGACAAAUUAGCAGAUAAAGAUCAUUGGUGGGAGCGAUACUAUGGGAAAAAGGAUAUGACCAUCAGCAUGUAUAAUAACCAUCAAGAUGAUGGGGACAAAGUAGUGUUGUUAAUAAUUGGUGAUGGGAAGUAUGGUGACAUAUAUGAACUUACUGAUGGAAGACCUGAUGUGAGUGGAGGUGGAUGGGGAUGUCACGAGGAUGGAGGGACAAUAACUGAUGACCCUCCUGAUAAGGAUAAAACGGAAGAUAAAAUGAAGAGAGGGAUAGUAGUGAUUAAUGCGAGGAAAUUAUGGGCACCCAGCAUUAGCAGGAAGGCCGGUUGGUGCACAGAAGGAUGGAAGGAAAGAGAGCGCGAAAAGAAAACACAACAAAAGUUCAACCGACAAAGAUACGUACCAACCACAUCAUUAUUAAAGCAAGCACAAAAAAGGGAUGGUGGU
This is a messenger RNA of Acaulospora morrowiae, 612 nucleotides long. The record is from the annotation of a GenBank genome assembly. NCBI's taxonomy places the organism in Eukaryota, Fungi, Glomeromycota, Glomeromycetes, Diversisporales, Acaulosporaceae.